ACACUUGAGAGCUAUCGGGGUAUAGAUCUUAUCUAAACAUGAUAUUUCGUUUCGGUAUAAAAAGUGUUUUAUAAUACCCGAAAUCUUUCGUCUGACUUUUAACUUCGUAAAAGAACAAUGGGUUUUAUGUGGGUGACAUCUUUAUUUCUUUUGUUCGCUACGGUCUACGGCAGCGACUUGCAGCGCCAGGAUGCGAAGUUGGAACUGGAGGAAUACAUCAAAGAAGCGAGCCAGAAGAUCAACCAGCAGUACAGACUACAGUACCAUGUCGCAGCACCAGUAGGCUGGAUCAAUGACCCCAAUGGCUUCAGCUACUACAAGGGGGAAUACCAUCUCUUUUACCAGUACUAUCCAUACGACAGCGUGUGGGGACCCAUGCACUGGGGACAUGUGGUCAGCAAAGACCUCGUCACGUGGGAACAUCGCCCGACCGCACUGCUGCCUGAUGAAGAAUACUGCUUUUCAGGAAGUGCUGUGGUAGAUGGUGAUAAAAUGAUUUUGAUGUACACCGCCCACAUCGAGAAAGAAGGGUCACCCACUAAUCAGAGUCAGUACCUCGCCUUCAGUGAUGAUGGUGUUAACUUCGAAAAGUUUGUCGGCAAUCCAGUUAUUCCUGCAUCUCCAAACCAUUCACCAGAUUUCCGGGACCCUAAAGCGUGGAAACACGGGGACUACUGGUAUGUGAUUAUUGGAAGCAAAACAGACGAUGAGAUUGGAACAGUUUUGCUGUACAGGUCCAAGAACAUGAUCGACUGGGAGUUUCUGACUAUUCUCGCUGAGGCUACUAGCGACCUUGGUUACAUGUGGGAGUGUCCAGAUUUCUUCGAGUUAGGUGGAAAACAUAUACUUCUCAUGUCACCUCAAGGGAUAGAACCGCAAGGCGAUCGAUUCAAGAAUUUGUAUCAGACAGGAUACAUAGUGGGUCAGUUCGAUUAUGAAACAUUUAAUUUUACUCCAGAAACUGAAUUCCAAGAGUUAGAUUAUGGACAUGACUUUUAUGCUGCCCAAACUACUGAAUCCAAUGACGGCAAGAGAAUAUUAAUAGGGUGGUUCGGUAUGUGGGAGACCGCGUUCCCCGAGGCUAAAGACGGCUGGGCAGGAGCUAUGACCAUCGCUAGAGAGCUGGAGCUCGACAGUAACAACCGCAUUCUUAUGAAACCUCUCACACAGCAAAACAGCCUUAGAGGAGAGAAAACUUUUGACGGUGAUUUGAAAGAAAAUCAAGUGUUGGAGCUGGAAUCAGCAUCUGAGGUGCUGAUUGAUAUCGAUUUGAGUAAAGAGAUACAUUUAUUGUUGGAAGGCCGCAGCGGAGGAGGGAAGGCUUGGUUGAAAUGGGACCCGGCGGUUGGUAAAGUGGUGGUGGAGAGGGAAGGCGACGACGUACGCCAGGUAGAGUGGGCACCGGUAUCUAACAAGGCGUGGCGGCUAUUUCUGGACACCAGCUCCCUGGAGCUGUUCUGUGGAGACGGCGAGGCGGUGUUCAGCUCCCGGGUGUACCCGCUCGGCGGGUGGAACCUGACUAACUUGGGCUCUGAAGCACUGCAAACCACCGCAUAUGCAUUGAACCGUGGUGUCCCAGUGUAAAUAUGUGAUACAUAUUUUGAGAUAGUUUGAUACACAACUACGUAAUACA
This is a messenger RNA of Plutella xylostella (diamondback moth), 1633 nucleotides long. RefSeq names its product beta-fructofuranosidase. Gene Ontology annotation, biological process: carbohydrate metabolic process. The record is from RefSeq and is a predicted model, not a curated record. Gene Ontology annotation, molecular function: beta-fructofuranosidase activity. NCBI's taxonomy places the organism in Eukaryota, Metazoa, Arthropoda, Insecta, Lepidoptera, Plutellidae. Gene Ontology annotation, cellular component: cytoplasm.